AAAGUUAAAAAACGGGAAAUUAUCUUAUAAAUUAUAAGAAAAUUACAAAAAUCAGGAUUCGGCAACGGAAAUUAAUGAAUAACGGCUUUAAUUAAAUUAUGAAGUGAACAAAGUGAAGAAAAAUAUAAAAAAAAUAAUUACAAAGAAAGAAAUUUGCAAGGCCUUGAAGUGAAAGAAUAAAAAAAGCCGACACAGCAAUUCAUUGUUAGACCGUGAAAUCUAUUAAAAAAUACAACGAGCAAAAAAAAUAUUAAAUUGACGCCCUUUAAGUGAUUAAAAUUAUGUUAAGUUGAUACAAGGCCAAGUUCCAAUUUAUCGAGUGUUUUGUGUGAUUUAUUAGUUUUUUUUUCUCUACAAUUUCAAUUAAUCGGUUAUUGACUGAUUUCGUAAUUAGUAUUCAUCCCACUAAGAUUGAUGAAUUUGUUGUUGACAACCGCUGUGCUUAUUCAAUCCUAACGAAAAAACAAAUCGGAGCUCGUUGCUCACUUUUUUCUUUAGAAUUAAGAAAACAGCCACACACGUGACUCAUGAUGGCUCUAAGUAACAACUUCGUGAUAUUAGCAGUUAUUUUGACACUCACCACACUGCUUGGCAACCAUGCAGUGCACUCACAGUUCCUUUGGUCCUCCGACGUGGAUGCCACAAAUCUAAGUAGUCCUGUGACAUUUGACGUGAAAGACAUGACAAUUCUCGUGCACGAGUCGAAAAGUUUUAAUGUUGUGGUAAAAGAGCCAUUGGGCAAGACUUACACAUUGACAUUCGUGGAACAACACGCCGGAUUGCUGCACAUUGAACCACGAACACUUGAAAUUUCGACAAACGCUACCAUUAAUGUUCUCCUUGUGGGACAAGAGCCUGGAAGUUUAGUUGUGAGUGGCGAAUUGACGCCAAAUGACACGAUUAGUGACGACAAUUUGUUUAUUCGCAUCAAAGUGGCGCAUUCAACGUCGAUCAUCAUCAUCUCAUCAAUUAUCGGUUGGGUAUACUUCGUAGCUUGGUCCGUGUCAUUUUACCCCCAAAUUGUCAUCAACUGCAAGAGAAAAAGUGUCACGGGACUCAGUUUCGACUUUUUAGCCUUAAAUUUCAUGGGACACACUUUAUACGCCAUUUUCAACGUUUGUCUCUAUUGGGUGCCAUUUAUCGAGAACCAGUAUUUCGAGAGACAUCCAAAAGGCUUAAAUCCCGUUUUAUUGAAUGAUGUCUUCUUUUCCAUCCAUGCUUCGAUCAUCACUUUAGUCACAAUCGGUCAAUGUUUCAUCUACGAGCGCGGCAAUCAAAAAGUCUCGUAUACAGCUCAAGGCUUCUUGGGCAUCUUCAGUAUUACGAUAGUAGUUACUUGUGUCUUGUCAAUCGUGGAAAAGAUGGCAUGGUUGGAUUUUCUGUACACCUUGAGCUAUAUUAAGCUUGCCAUAACUUUGUUGAAAUACGUGCCACAAGCAGUACUGAAUUACCGUCGGAAAAGCACGCAAGGCUGGAGCAUCGGAAAUAUUUUGCUCGAUUUCACCGGUGGCAUUCUCAGUAUGAUGCAGAUGAUCAUGAAUGCCUAUAAUUUCAACGAUUGGGUGUCAAUUUUUGGUGAUCCAACGAAGUUUGGUUUGGGAUUGUUCUCCGUUGCGUUUGAUAUUUUGUUUAUUGUUCAACAUUAUGUUCUCUAUAGAGAACCAAGUGGCUAUGAGCCCCUUAAUGGAUCGGAAACGUCCCCGUCAGUAUCUGUUCGAACACCCACGUUAAUGGAAAGCUACCAGAAUCAGGAAGCCGAGUCAGCGCCAUCAGCCUAAACCUUGCAAAAUGUAAAAUUUAAGACUUAAAAUAAAAAAAAAAUGUUAUUUGUAAGAAAAAAAAAUGUAAAAGUGAUAGUUAAGAAAUAUAUUGUAUACGCAAAAAAAAAAUUAAAAAUUAAGAAA
Culicoides brevitarsis is the source of this 1904-nucleotide messenger RNA. It is a transcript of the gene Ctns, whose product is annotated as cystinosin homolog. Gene Ontology annotation, molecular function: L-cystine transmembrane transporter activity. Gene Ontology annotation, biological process: L-cystine transport. The record is from RefSeq and is a predicted model, not a curated record. Bases 528 to 1778 code for a protein of 416 amino acids. NCBI's taxonomy places the organism in Eukaryota, Metazoa, Arthropoda, Insecta, Diptera, Ceratopogonidae. Gene Ontology annotation, cellular component: lysosomal membrane. The transcript has 7 exons.